Choloepus didactylus (southern two-toed sloth) is the source of this 333-nucleotide messenger RNA. Its product is annotated as PHD finger-like domain-containing protein 5A. The record is from RefSeq and is a predicted model, not a curated record. The transcript has a single exon. Gene Ontology annotation, cellular component: catalytic step 2 spliceosome; U12-type spliceosomal complex; U2 snRNP. Gene Ontology annotation, biological process: mRNA splicing, via spliceosome. NCBI's taxonomy places the organism in Eukaryota, Metazoa, Chordata, Mammalia, Pilosa, Megalonychidae. The coding region runs from base 1 to 333 and encodes 110 amino acids.
AUGGCUAAGCAUCAUCCAGAUUUGAUCUUUUGCCGCAAGCAGGCUGGUGUUGCCGUCAGAAGACUGUGUGAAAAAUGUGAUGGCAAGUGUGUGAUCUGUGAUUCCUAUGUGCAUCCCUGUACCCUGGUGCGCAUUUGGGAUAAGUGUAACUACGGCUCUUACCAGGGGCGUUGUGUGAUCUACGGAGGCCCUGGAGUCUCUGGUGCCUAUUAUUGUAGGGAGAGCACCAUUCAGGAGAAGGAUAGAGAUGGUUGUCUAAAGAUUGUCAAUUUGGGGAGCUCUAAGACUGACCUCUUCUAUGAAUGCAAAAAGUAUGGCUUCAAGAAGAGAUGA